GGUGCCGGGGCUCUGCCCGCCCCUUCCCGUCCCUUCCCGGCGGGGCCGGCCGCGUGUGCGGGCGCCGGGACGGGCCGGAGGGGAAGGGGCGCAGCGGAGAGGUGAGCGUGGCAGGCUAUGGGAUGGAUGAAGCUGAGCAGGACCAGUAUGAAGCUCGUCUCAAGGAGCUCUUUGACAGCUUUGACAGCACAGGCACGGGGUCCCUGGGGCAGGAGGAGCUCACUGACCUCUGCCACAUGCUGCACCUGGAGGAGGUGGCCCCGGCACUGCAGCAGACCCUCCUCCAAGGAAACCUCCUAGGCAGGGUCCACUUUGAUCAGUUUAAAGAAGCACUUAUCCUCAUCUUAUCCAGAACCCUGUCAAAUGAAGAGCACUUCCAAGAACCAGAUUCCUCCCCAGAAGCACAGCCCAAGUACAUCAAAGGUGGCAAACGCUACGGGCGCCGCUCCCUGCCGGAGUUCCAGGAGUCGGUGGAGGACUUUGCCGAGGUGACGGUGAUCGAGCCGCUGGGCGAGGAAGCACAUCCUGCACACAUCGCUGCCAGCCAGGAGCACUGGAAGACGCGAGGCAGCGAGGAGUACGAGGCCGAGGGGCAGCUGCGCUUCUGGAACCCGGACGACCUGAACGCCUCCCCUGGUGCCUCACCGAGCCCAGACUGGAUCGAGGAGAAACUUCAGGAGGUGUGUGAGCACCUGGGGAUCACCAGGGAUGGCCACCUGAACAGAAAGAAGCUGGUUUCCAUCUGUGAGCAGUACGGGCUGCACGCGGCGGCCGGGGAGGUGCUUGAAGAGGUGCUCCAUAACCUGGAGCAAGAUGGGACCAUGAGCAUAGAGGAUUUCUUUUAUGGCCUGUUGAGAAAUGGGAAAUCUCUCACACCUUCAGCAUCUACUCCGUACCGGCAGCUGAAGCGGCACCUCUCCAUGCAGUCCUUCGACGAGAGCGGGAGGCGCACGACCACCCCCUCGGCCAUGCCCAGCACCUUCGGCUUCUCCCUCUUCUCCAGCCUGGACGAUGGGAUGGGCUACGGCUGCGUGGAGGGGGUGCUGGACUGCUGGCACCAGGAGGGCAUCGAGAACAGCCAGGACAUCCUGAAGGCUCUGGACUUCAGCUUGGAUGGGAAGGUGAACCUGACGGAGCUGACGCUGGCGCUGGAGAACGAGCUCCUCAUCACCAAGAAUGGGGUGCACCAGGCAGCCCUGGCCAGCUUCAAAACGGAGAUCAGGCACUUGAUGGAGAGGUUUGACCAAGUGGCCAGGGAGAAGGAGAAGCUGAGGUCAGACCUGGAGAAAGCAGAGAAGCUGAAAUCCCUGAUGGCCUCGGAAGUGGACGAUCACCACGCCGCCAUCGAGCGCCGCAACGAGUACAACCUCAGGAAGCUGGAUGAGGAGUACAAGGAGCGAAUCGCCGCGCUGAAGAACGAGCUGCGCAGGGAACGGGAGCAAAUCCUGCAGCAGGCCAACAAACAGAGGCUGGAGCUGGAGCAGGAGAUGGAAAAGCUGAAAACAGAUGAGAACUACAUCAGGGACCGCCUGGCCCUGGCCCUGAAGGAAAACACCCGCCUGGAAAACGAGCUCUUGGAAACCGGAGAAAAACUGGCCGAGUGUGAAAGUCUGGCAGGCAAACUGCAGAGGAACUUGGAAAAUGUCCUGGCUGAGAAGUUUGGUGACCUGGAUCCCACCAGUGCCGAGUUUUUCCUGCAGGAGGAGAGGCUGGCCCAGAUGAGGAGCGAGUAUGAGCAGCAGUGCAGGGAGCUGCAGGAUCAGAUAGAUGAGCUGCACUCAGAGCUGCAGCAGUACCGUGCCCAAGGCAAAGUGCUCAGGCCUUCCCUGAAAAAUUCCUUGUCGGAGGAGUUUGACAUUGUCACAAAGACUCACAGCAACAGCGGGAUUGAGCCUGACCAAGGACUUGGUUCAGAAGACUGCAACCCACUAAAUAUGAGCAUAGAGGCAGAAAUGGCCAUUGAGCAGAUGAAGGAGCAACACCACAGGGAUCUGCAUCACCUCAAACAGGAGCUUGAAGACACAGUGAGCCACUAUGAAAAGCAGCUGGAUGAGACAAAAGCUCGCUGGGAAAAGGAUCAGGAGGAUAUGAGGCAGAAGUAUGCUGAGGAGAUGAAUGUCAUGGAAAAACAGAUCACUGGCCUUAAAAAUCAAAUAGCAGAGCUGCAGGGAGAGGCAGCAGCGCUCAGAGAGCAGCAGGAAAAGCUCGACUGUAAAUACGACGAGGAGAAAAACAAAUUACAGAUGCAUUUCGAUGAGGAGAAAGCCAAUCUGCAGGAGCUGUUGAGGCAGGAGCAUGAGGAGGAUGUCAGGGCCAGACUGGAGCAGGUGAAUGAGAAGUUCAGGCAGGAGCGGGAGGAGCUGAUCCAGAAGAGUGUCUGGGUGGAGGAGAAGAUGAGAGCUGUGGUGCAGACGCUGCAGGAGGAGAAGGGGGAGCUGGAACGUGGCUUCCAUGAGCAGGUGAAGAGGCUGGCAGAGGUGCACGCCCUGGAGAAGGAGGAGCUCCAGGAAGAGCUGCUGAGGAAGCACGAGCAGGAGCUGGAGGAGGAAAGGAAAAAAAUGGCAAGUGACUAUAAGAGAAGAGCAUCUCAUGCACAAACUCAGUUUUCUGUGGACACACAAACACUUGUGAAUAAAUAUGAAGAAACCCUGCAGAGUCUGGAAGGACGUUACCAGCGAGAGCUGCAGGAACUCGCUGAGCAGCAAAGAGAGGAGAAAUCCCAGUGGGAGUUUGAAAGGGAUGAAAUUGCUCAGGAGGUGGCUGAAGCCCACGAGCAGCUGAAGGAAAGCUUGGCAAGCGAGAAGGCUGUUUCUUCUGCCCUGAGCCGGGAGAAGGAUCUCCUGGAGAAAAAUUUCAAGGAAGAAGUGAACAAGCUGGUGUGUGAGAGGGAGCAGCUGGAGAAGGAGCUGCGAGAGCUGAGGAGUGCUGCCCAGGAGCAGGAGGAAAAGAUGAAUGAGAAAAUAAGCCAGCUCCAAAGUGACCAUGAAAAGGAGCUAAAGGAGAAAGAUGAACACAGAUCUGCAGUGGAGCAAAAUGGGAAACUGGUUAGGGAAAAGCUGGAGAGACUGGACAGUGAGUAUAAGCGAGAGAAAGAAGAGCUCAAUUCCAAACUUCUUGCUUUGGAGAGUUUAAACAGAGACAUUUGUGAAAGAGCAGAGACAGAAAAGGCUGAGAUGGGUUUGGAAAUCUCAGACCUCCGAGGGAAAAUACGGAAAUUGCAGUGGGAAACGCGGAGUUUUUCUGCCCUGCAGAGCCAUUACAGGGUGCUGGAGAGUGAGUAUGCAAAAGCCAAGAGCCAGAUCGCUGCUUUUCCUGGUGCAGCUCCUCUGGGAGAUGAUGGGGAUGUUCUCCAAAACCUGCAGAAGGUGCACGAGCAGGCGGUGAAGGAGAACGUCAGGAUGGCUGCCCAGAUCCUGAGGCUGCGGCACCGGCUGGAAGCGGCAGAGCGGGAGCUUCCGCAGCCUCCCAGCCCCAGCUGCUCCCACCCUGGCUCAGAACCAGAGGAAAUAGAUCCCAGUUUUGAAGGGCUGCCCAGUGAUUGUCAAGAUGUAGCUUUGGGGGCAGAUUUCAAUGUCCUUCCACCUCUGGAGGCUGAUGCUACAGACGUGGAAGAGAUGUCGGAGAUGGAUUGGGAUUUGGAGGAGGGAUGUGUGAAAUCCAGAGCUGGCGGCCGCCCUGAGGCACAGGAGUGUUGGAUCCAGGCAAGUCAAGCAGCUCUGGAUGCUGAUGACAACCAGGAUUGUGACCAGAACCUUUCUUGGGUGCCUCUGCCGCCAAAAAAGAGAGAUCUGGAGGAAGUUCCCAGGCCAAAAACGCUGCCCAACGAUGUCAAACAGCAGAAGGUUCAUCUGCUAAAUCACAGAAUAGCUCCCAAAAAUAAAGGGUUUGUUUCUGAUGCUUUGAAGAUGCAGGUGGAGCUGGAGAGGGCUGAAGAAACGAGUGAGGCCUCUCUGCUGCUGGAUCACUCUCCUGGGGCAGCAAAUGGUGACCUGAAGAGCGUAAUUGCUCAGCUUUGGAAAAGGAUGGAAGAGCUGGAAGACAGGUCCAUGGCACAGGCUGAACUUCUGUUGCUGCAAGAAGAAAUCCAGGUAGAAAAUGAGGAUCUGAAAGCUGAAGUGAUGCAGUUAAUUGAGAAAAAUGAAGUGCUGGAAGACAACCUGCGUAGGCUGAGAAGGCUUCGUUGCGAGCAAGAAGAGAGUGAGGUGGAAAGCGUAAAGUUCGAAGAGGAAAACGCCAAAUUUCUCGUGGAAGUUAAAGAAUUGGAAGAUGUUAAAGAGUUGGAAGAUGUUAAAGAGUUGGAAGAUGUUAAAGAGUUGGAAGAUGUUAAAGAGUUGGAAGAUGUUAAAGAAUUGGAAGAUGUCCAAGAACAAGACACUCAAGGAAACGUGGAUGUGCCCACCACGAGAGGUGGGAAGCUGGAAGAGCGUCCCACUGCAUCGACGGGCCAGCGGGACAAGAAUUCCCAAAGCCGCCGCGCCACGGGAAGAGCGGGAAUGGGGGAACCCAAGCCCCAGGUGCAGGAGGAAGCUCUGGGUGAUGCAGAGGAGAGGAAGGCAGUGACACAGGGCUUGCAGAGCACGUGCACCGAGCUGCAGCACAAGGUUGACCUGCUGAGGUGCGAGGCCGAGAAGCUCCGCGAGGAAAACGCCGUCCUGAAAAACGAAGUGACUUUAUUAAAUGAGGAAGGGAGCGCUUCCAGCCUGAAACUGCAGGAGCUGAAUGGAUCCAGGGAAGAGAUGAGGCAGAAGAUAGAGGCUGUGAGAAAAGAGAAAGUGGCUGUGCAGAAAAUGGUUGACAACCUGAAAAAGCAGGUGGCAGAUCUGAAGACCAGGAACCAACAGCUGGACUCUGAAAAUACAGAACUCAGCCAGAGGAACUCCAAAAACCAAGCAGAUGUGCAGGAUCUCAAUCAACAGCUGGCCAGGGUGCUCAAGCAAAAGGAAAGGGAAGAGGGGAAGUGUACCCUGGAAGAGUGGGAAAAGGAGAGGCUGCUGCUGAAAGAGGAACUGGAAAACUCCAAAAUAGAGUCGUCAAAUAUGGUGUCGUCUUUGGAGGUGGAGGUGUCAAAAAUGAAGGUUCAAGCUCAUCUACUGGAGCAGGAGAACCACAUCCUCAAGCAGGAGCUGGAGAAGACAAAACAGCUGCCCAGAUGUCCUGAUCUCGCUGACCUUCAAAAUGAAGUUUCAAGUUUAAUCACUAAAAAUGAAAAGCUGCAGAAAGAGAAAGAAGCCCUGAGUGAGGAGCUGAACAGAUGUAUUGAUAAGGUAGCUCAGGUCAGCUGCUUGGAGAGUGCCAUCAGCAGCUUGGAGCAGGAGCAGAAAUCCUGGGAGCAGCAGAGCCAGGCACUGAAAGCACAGCUCAGCCUCUCCCAGGACAAGGUUCAGAGCCUCAGUGAAACUCUGCAGAGCACCAACCUCCAAAUGUCCCGGCUGAAAUCCGACCUGCAGGUGACGCAGCAGGAGAAGGAAACUCUGAAACAAGAAGUGAUGGCAUUGCACAAACAGCUGCAGAGCACCAGUGAAAAGAACCGGGUUCUGGAAGUGGCUGUGCCUCCCUCAGGGCUGCAGGACCAGCGGGGGCCGAUCCACUGGGAUGAGCUGGAGCAGCCGGCGGAGCAGGAGCAGAGGCUGCUCAGGCAGGAGAACGAGAGGCUGCAGAGGGAAGUGCAGAGCACUAAAACAGACCUGGCUCACUCCAGGGAAAAGAUCCGACAGCUGGAAUCCACAAUCCUUUCCCUAAAACACCAAAAGCAUCAAAGCCAGUCAGGGAUUGUCAAAGCCAUAGAGCAGGAGAAGCUGAGCUUGAAGAGAGAGUGUGAACAGCUCCAGAAGGAGCUGUCAUCUGCAAACAGAAAGAUCAGUCAGAUGAAUUCUCUUGAACGUGAACUGGAAACCAGCUCUGAAAAUGAAGGGCUGAGAAAAAAGCAAGUCAAGCUGGAUGAUCAGUUAAUGGAGAUGCUCCAGUCCGGGGGGAUGCGUAGCCAGAGCUCCCAGCUGCCAGGCUGUGCCACGGUGCCCAGGGAACAAUUCCUGCAGCUCCAACAGCAGCUGCUGCAGGCAGAGAGGAGGAGUCAGCACCUCCAGGAAGAGCUCCAGAGCAGACCCUCGGCAACAAACAUGCAGCAGGGGGGUCAUGAGCAGCUUCUAAAAAUGAUGGAAGAGCGGAUGAUGGACGUGGAGCAGAAGUUAAGGCUUGUGAAGAGGCUUCUCCAAGAUAAAGUAAAUCAGCUGAAAGAACAACUUUCCAAGAACACCAAGGCAGACGCGAUGGUCAAGGAUCUCUACGUGGAGAACGCGCAGCUGCUGAAGGCCCUGGAGGUGACGGAGCAGCGGCAGAAAACUGCAGAGAGGAAAAAUUAUUUACUGGAAGAGAAAAUUGCCAACCUCAACAGGAUAGUGAAGAACUUGGCUUCCCCCUCCUUCAGCCCAGCAGCGGAGAUCAGGUCAUAGCAAAGCUGGUCUGUGUCACAGCCCCCUGCACUUUACUGAAAUGGGAAUAUUUCAGCUUCUCACUGCGUUGCCUUUUUUUUUUUUUACUGAAUGAGUUUUAGUUACAAAUGCCUCCCCAGAGAGCUGAUUCCCAAACUGGACACUGCCAAAGGAGAAUUUUGUUGGUUCCCAAACUGCUAAAAUUAAUCAUCAUUAUGUAAAAAAAGCCAAACUUAUAUUUUUCUAGGUUAAUUUAUUUCGAUGCCUUGUGUUUCAUUUAAAAUCCAAAUUCUGAAUUUCCUGUACUGGAUCAUCUAGAUUGAAGCAAACUCAGAUUUAACAAUAUUUUCAGCUUUCUGAAAUACUUCAUGCUCCAAACCUAGAAAAUGCUGAUGGGUCAGUCUUCAACACUGUCAGCAGAAAUGUUAUUGAAGGCAAGACUUUGCUGCUAUGGGCUGUGUCCUGUAAACUGAUUCUGGUUUCUCUAAAGCAAUUAUUCAUUAGGCUUCAGGGUUGUUCUUCAUGGCUGUUUCUCUGCAGAGCUCAGAAAAAAAAAAAAAAGAGGCUUAUUUAAAAUACAGAAUUAGACUACUGCCUCCAACUAAGUGUGAUCUUUUAUCUGAAGAAAUUUCCCAGCUAGCAAAUAAAAACUAUUAUUUCCUUUUUCUUUUUUUUUUUUUUUGUAAGCUGUGCUGCCAGACAAGUCUGAAUUGCAGAGGCCUUUCUGGUUUUGUAUAUGGAAAUAAGUUAAAGCAAGGAAGAGUCACUCAACAGAGGCAAAGCUGGGAGUUUUGUUUAUGUGAUCUGUGAAUUCAGUAAAGCAGUGCAGUGUAUUUAUUAAACAGCUGGCAGAAGAAUGAAGAGGGGCACUUGGAUGAUUUUGUCAGUGAGAUCCUGUUGUUGGAACCCUCAGGAAAAUGGAGCUUUGCCAGGAAGGCAGCAUUUGUUCUGACCUGGGGAAUCAUUUGGAAAAGUCUUUGUCUUUUGUGUUAAUCCUAGAGCAGAAUCUAAGUCGUCAGUAGUCGUGAAGAAACGCAUUCAGUGUAAUCAUGAAGAACUCAGGGAAUAACAGCCUAAAUCAGCUUCUCCAGCUAUAAAUGUUGGUAUUAAUGUCACCAGAGGGAGACAAACACACCUUAGGGAAAGCAGGAUAAAGCAAAUUGGAUUUGGGUGAGUAUUUCCUUGGUGCUCCUUACCCAACAUGCAGAGGAGCAUCAAGGUUUGGGAUGAGAGAGGUGGUACCUCUGCCUGGAUCAGUGGAGAAAUGCAGAUUUUUUGGGAACAGAGAAGACAGAGAAGCAGCUGGAUGAGAGCCUGCCUGCUGAAGGGUGUGGAAUGUUUGAAACUGGACCUCUUUAAAUGCACGUGACUGAGGAAGGGGAGGAAGAGGGGUUUUGUCUCAGAGACUCCUGGCAAGCUGAUCAUUCUGCCAUGAGCCAAAAGUCCUCCAGAAAUUGGGAUAACAUUGCCUGCAAUGUGGAGGAACCUCUGGAAAAUGAGUUUUACUGUGUAGUGAUGUGGCUGAGAGGAUGUUCCCUGUGUCUCUGGGGUUGCUUACCAGUUUUGGAGGGUUUGUGGUCUGAACUAGACACAGGGUGUGACCUUUUCCCCCUCCUUUUCCCCCUCCUUUUCCCCCUCC
Messenger RNA from Poecile atricapillus (Black-capped chickadee), 8067 nucleotides. It is a transcript of the gene NIN, whose product is annotated as ninein. The record is from RefSeq and is a predicted model, not a curated record. Gene Ontology annotation, biological process: microtubule anchoring at centrosome; centrosome localization; centrosome-templated microtubule nucleation. NCBI's taxonomy places the organism in Eukaryota, Metazoa, Chordata, Aves, Passeriformes, Paridae. Gene Ontology annotation, molecular function: calcium ion binding. Bases 123 to 6449 code for a protein of 2108 amino acids. Gene Ontology annotation, cellular component: centriole; pericentriolar material; ciliary transition fiber. The transcript is spliced from 30 exons.